Molecule: messenger RNA, 1452 nt
Organism: Knipowitschia caucasica
Lineage: Eukaryota; Metazoa; Chordata; Actinopteri; Gobiiformes; Gobiidae
Source: the annotation of a GenBank genome assembly
AUGGAAGUUCCUGCACAGAGCUGGUCUAUGGAGUUGUCUGAUGACAGUGAUUUUGAAAACUCUGUUGUACAACAAAGGAGAGUGAUUCAGAGAGGUGCACCGUCCAGAGCCCAUAGGGAACAUGGUGAGAGGCAGGAGAGGGUGGAAGCCAGUGCUCCAUCUGAUGAUGGGAUGGAACUACAGGGACAGCGAGGGCCAAAUGAAGCUAUCAGUCACUUUGCAGAUGCCAUUCCUAUUGAUGUUGAAGAAGAUGAAGACCUUGAGGAGGCCAUCAUACGCAGUCUUUUAGAUCAGUCUGUGCAGCCCUUACAGGAUUCAAGAAGGGUUGCACAACCCAGAAGUUUAAGCAAAGAAGAAAUUACAGGAAUUGUGAAAGCUCACAGUGAGAGGGUUGUCACAGAAGCAUACAGACCGAUCUACAUCAGCCGAGCGAACGUUUGGAAAACUGCCCUCCGACAGUUUAGUAGACAGAAAUUCACUGAGAGGACCAAUCUGCUGUAUGUGACCUUUGCCAGUGACGAAGGCAACAACGAAGAUGGAGAAGACCUCGGAGGGCCAAGACGAGAGUUCUUUCGUCUGCUUGUAAAAGCCAUCUUCAAAGAGAGUGGGGCAUUUGAAGAGUCUCCAAAUGGCUUCACACCAAGAAUGAACAUUUGUCAUGUGCAGAAUGGAGUGUACCGCACUAUUGGACAUAUGAUGUCUACCAUCAUUGUCCAGGGUGGUGAACCUCCAGCUCUCUUUUCUCCUCUGGUAGUGGACUACCUUAUGACAGGACGCAGCUUUCAUUUGAAUGUCACUCCAGAUGAUAUAGCUGACAUGGAACUUAGAGAAUCCCUGAAGAAGGUUGAUACAUCUUUAACCACUGAUGAGCUGGAGCAAGCAGUGCAAUGCUGUGACUCAUGGAGAUUCCAAAUAGAAGGUCUUCCGAACCCAGUCAACAUGGACAACAAAGACGCAUUUGUGCAGAAUGCAAUAGUUUUCCAUGUCCUUAUUCAACGACAGAGCUGCUAUGAUCAAUUGGUUGAGGGUUUGAACUACUAUGAGGUUCUGCCACUCCUGAAAGAAAGGCCUUGCCUUAGGGUCCUUCUUGAAAUGCCCAAAGAACCCAGUGAUGUCACAGCAGAUGUUGUAGCUACCCUCCUGAAACCUACCUACUCUGUUCCGGGAAGUAACAAACGACCAAGAGAGGAGUUAAUGGUGGUUAAGUUCAGAGAGUUUCUUGACUGUGUACAAAAGAAGGAGCUGGGGGAACAUCUCAACGCCAGGGACCUCACAGAGGCAGAAAAGAUGUUUAUCCCGACAUUGAAUCCUGGACACAUCCUAGCCUAUGCAACAGGAAGCAGCAACUGCCCACUGUGGCUCAUCGACAACCACGACUACAACAUCAAUCACAGAACUCCUCCCCCAGCUUACACGAACGACACGACCUCUAUCCCCCAUGUCACCCGCUGA